Nannospalax galili (Upper Galilee mountains blind mole rat) is the source of this 4085-nucleotide messenger RNA. Its product is annotated as murinoglobulin-1. The annotation marks the transcript as partial. NCBI's taxonomy places the organism in Eukaryota, Metazoa, Chordata, Mammalia, Rodentia, Spalacidae. The transcript has 33 exons. The record is from RefSeq and is a predicted model, not a curated record. Gene Ontology annotation, molecular function: endopeptidase inhibitor activity. Gene Ontology annotation, cellular component: extracellular region.
CCACCCAGAGAUGCAAAGUUUCCUCUGCUUUACAUUGAGGAUCCGAAAACGAAUCGCAUUAUGCAAUGGCAGGAUAUCAACACAGAGCAUGGGCUUAAGCAACUGUCCUUCAGCCUGUCAUCAGAGCCCAUUCAGGGCUCCUACAAGAUAGUGAUACUAAAACAAUCGGGAGAGAAGACGGAACACUCCUUCACUGUGGAGGAAUUUGUGCUCCCCAAAUUUGAAGUACAAGUAAAGGUUCCAAAGGUCAUCACUACAGAGGAUGAAAAAAUGAAUGUGAUUGUGUGUGGAAAGUAUACCUAUGGGAAGCCUGUUCCAGGGCAUGUGAAGAUAUGCAUAUGCCGUAGAUAUCAUCAUUUUCUACAUGGCUUUGAAAAAGUGUUAGAGGAUGGCUGUAAGGAAGACAGCUAUCAGCUAGAUAACAAUGGCUGUAUCACACAAGAAAAAAACAUCAGUGAAUUUGAAUUAAACCAAACACGUUAUGAAGUUAAUAGUCUUCAUGUGAAAGCCAUAGUUACAGAAGAAGGGACAGGUUUUGAAUUCACUGGAUCUGGGACAACUAAAGUCACAAGAACCAUAACGAAAGUUGUAUUUGUGAAAGUGGAUCCACACUUUAGACAUGGGAUUCCAUUCUUAGUAAAGGUACGUCUAGUAAAUGCGAAAGAAGGUCCUAUCCCAAAUGAGCAGGUCUUCAUCAGGGCAAUGUAUGCUGACUACAAAGAAAGUGCUAUCACUGAUCAGCAUGGCCUGGCAGAGUUCUCUAUCAACACCACAAACAUCACGGAUUCCUCCCUCAUUAUCAGAGUCUACCACAAGGAACAGAGUCCUUGUUUCUAUUUUCGUUGUAUGACAGAAACACACGUAGAAGCUUAUCACGAGGCUUACCGCGUUUUUUCCUUCAGUAAGAGCUAUAUUCAUCUUCAAACUGAACCCGGUGUCCUGCCUUGUGGCCAAAUUCAUACAGCCCAAGCACAUUUCACUCUGAAUGGGCAGAUUCUGGGGGAGCUGAGAGAGUUUGUCUUUUACUACCUGAUCAUGGCCAAGGGCAGCAUCAUUCAGACUGGAACCCACACUCUCCACAUGGAGCCAGGAGAAUUAAAAGGUCACUUUGGCCUGGAAAUCCCUGUGGAUGCACGCAUGGCCCCCAUUGCUCAAAUGCUCAUCUAUGCCAUCUUACCUGAUGGAGAAGUGAUUGCAGAUGUUGCAAAAUUUGACAUUGAAAAGUGUCUUCUCAACAAGGUGGAUCUGAGCUUCAGCCCUGCGCAGAGUCUUCCCGCCUCACAGGCCCACCUGCGCAUCACAGCUUCUCCUCUGUCCCUCUGCGCUCUGCAGGCUGUGGACCAAAGCGUGCUCCUCCUGAAGCCUGAGGCUGAGCUGUCCCCAUCCUGGGUACAUAAUCUGCCAGCUAUGGAGCACAUUAACUUCAUUCCACCUAUAAAUCAACUACCCGAAGACCAAGAACAUUGUGUAAGGAGUAAACGUAUGCCUGAUGAUAAAUUAGGAUACACGAUGUCACACAAAAAUGAAAAGGAUGUCUACAGAUACAUGGAGGACAUGGGCUUAAAGGCGUUCACUAACUUGAAGACCCAUCAUCCUCUAUUAUGUCUUGACUAUGCGUUGUUCCCAGUGUCAGCACCUUUAAUAUUAUAUGAUGAAGAGUUUUUAAGAGAAAUAAAUGAAGAUACACACACAGUAGUACAUGAAGAUACACCCACCGAGACUGUACGAAAGUAUUUUCCUGAAACCUGGAUCUGGGACUUGGUCAUGGUGAACUCAUCAGGAGUGGCUGAAGUGGGAGUGACAGUCCCUGACACCAUCACUGAGUGGAAGGCCGGGGCCCUCUGCCUGUCUAACGACAAUGGACUUGGCCUCUCUCCCACGGCCUCUCUCAGAGCCUUCCAGCCAUUCUUUGUGGAGCUCACGAUGCCCUACUCUGUGGUCCGUGGAGAAACCUUCACACUCAAGGCCACUGUGGUGAACUACCUUCCCACGUGCAUCCGGGUGAGUGUGCAGCUGGAAGCCUCUCCUGAUUUUGAGGCUGUUCCAGUAGGAAAAGCCCAAGAUUCUUACUGCAUCUGUGCCAGUGGGAGGUUCACUGCAUCCUGGUUGGUAACUCCCAAAUCACUAGGGAACGUGAAUUUCUCUGUGACUGCAGAAGCACGACAGUCCCCAGAGCUCUGCGGUGCUGAGGUGGCCACAGUUCCUGAAACUGGGAAGAAAGACACAGUGGUCAAAGCCCUGGUGGUUGAGCCUGAAGGAAUUAAGAAAGAGCACACAUUCAACUCCCUUCUCUGUGCAUCAGAUUCUGAUCUAACCGAAAAACUGUCCCUGAAGCUCCCACCAACAGUAGUGAAAGAUUCAGCCAGAGCCUACUUCUCUGUUUUGGGUGAUAUCUUAGGUUCAGCUAUUAAAAACAUACAGAAUCUUCUGCACAUGCCCUAUGGCUGUGGAGAGCAGAACAUGGUCCUUUUUGCUCCUAACAUCUAUGUACUGAAAUACCUGAAUGAAACCCAACAGCUGACUGAGAAGAUCAAGUCCAAGGCCAUUGGCUAUCUCAAUGCUGGUUAUCAGAGAGAGCUGAACUACAAACACCAGGAUGGCUCAUACAGUGCCUUUGGGGAUAAAGAUGGCAAGAGUCAAGGAAACACAUGGCUUACAGCCUUUGUGCUCAAGUCUUUUGCCCAAGCUCAAGCCUUCAUCUUCAUCGAUGAAACACACGUCACUCAUGCCCUCGCCUGGCUCUCCAAUCAGCAGAAAGUCAAUGGCUGCUUCAGGAGCUCCGGAUCUCUGUUCAACAAUGCCAUGAAGGGUGGAGUAGAGGAUGAUGUGACCCUGUCUGCUUAUAUCACCAUCGCCCUUCUGGAAAUUCCACUUCCUGUCACACAUCCUGUUGUCCACAAUGCCCUGACCUGCCUGGAGUCAGUCUGGGAGUUGGCACAGCAGGGGCCUCAUGGCAGCCAUGUCUACACCAAAGCGCUGUUGGCCUAUGCUUUUGCUCUGGCAGGGAACCAAAAGAAAAGAAAUGAAAUACUGAGAUCCCUUGAUGAGGCAGCGGUGAAGGACGGCAACUUUGUUCAUUGGGAAAGACCUCGGAAACCCAGCACACUAGCAGGACAGUUGUAUGAACCCCAGGCUCCCUCUGCUGAGGUGGAGAUGGCGGCCUACGUGCUCCUCUCUCACCUCACCACCCAGCCAGCCCCAACCCUAGAGGACCUGACUGCCAUGGUCCCCAUUGUGAAGUGGAUCACAAAACAGCAGAAUUCCCACGGUGGCUUCUCCUCCACCCAGGACACCGUGGUGGCUCUCCACGCUUUGUCCAGAUAUGAAGCAGCCACUUUUGCUGGACAUCAUAAACCUUCUUCACUGACCAUUCAGUCUUCAGGGACGUUUUCCAGAAACUUCCAAGUGGAGAAUAGUAAUCGACUGUUACUACAGCAGGUCCCAUUGCCAGACAUUCCUGGGGAGUAUGACAUAAACUUGUCAGGGGAAGGAUGUGCAUAUUUUCAGGCUACACUGAAAUACAAUGUGUACUUGGAGAAGCAAGAGUCUGCAUUCACUCUACAGGUACAGACAGUACCACAGACUUGUGAUGGCCCCAAAGCCCACACCAGCUUCCAGGUCUCCUUAGAAGUCAGCUACACGGGGAGCCGUCCAGUCUCCAACAUGGUGAUUGUUGAUGUAAAGAUGGUAUCUGGUUUUAUUCCACUAAAACCCACAGUGAAAAAGCUUGAAAGAUCAAGCCAUGUGAGCAGAACAGAAGUGAGCAGCAACAACAUCUUGAUUUACCUGGAUCAGGUUACCAACCAGACACUGAACUUCUCCUUCACCGUUCAACAAGACAUCCCUGUAAGAAACCUGCAACCAGCUCUAGUGAAAGUCUAUGACUACUACGAGACAGACGAAGCAGCUUUUGCUGAAUACAGCGCCCCCUGCAGCACAGACCCAGCACGAGACAAUUUUUGACACUUAUAUCUGAGAACAUGAAACCUCAAAUCUCCAAACCCAGAAACUUUAGGAGGAUUAUUUUGUCUCUAAAAUACAGAUAAUAAACAACCAUAGUAAAUAAAUACUUUUUUCAUUGAGUA